This is a messenger RNA of Stylophora pistillata, 2780 nucleotides long. Its product is annotated as GPI alpha-1,2-mannosyltransferase 3. Lineage: Eukaryota; Metazoa; Cnidaria; Anthozoa; Scleractinia; Pocilloporidae. The record is from RefSeq and is a predicted model, not a curated record. Gene Ontology annotation, cellular component: endoplasmic reticulum membrane. Gene Ontology annotation, biological process: GPI anchor biosynthetic process. Gene Ontology annotation, molecular function: alpha-1,2-mannosyltransferase activity.
ACGUGUAUGGUUUCAGCCCAAAUUGCACUCCACUCAGUUCAAUUACCAUUAUGAAGUACAUUUAAAAAUACAAUUCCUCUCCAGCAGGACCAGUGCACUCAACUAUCUCUAGGAGAGAGUCAUUCUUAUAUUUCCAUCACUGUGCAAUUAAACUUGAUUCCACCUGGAUUUUCGCCUUAUGGGGCUUAGGAUACAAUGAAGAUAUGAAGUGGGCUUAGGAUCGUAGAAUUCAGCUUUACGAUGACAUUGUCGGAAAAGAAGUCUCCGGCAGCCCACCUUGAUUCAAACCAGCUAAAUUCUUGGAAACAUAGCACUGCACAAUCCUUUUCAGCAAGCGACUUAAGAAGGGUAAAUUUACUUUUCAGACGUUUUUUCUUCCUAUGCUUUUUCUUUUGCAGUAUUCUCACUGAGAAGAUCUCGCUUUUGGGGCGGCGUUGUACUCUUUGUCUCGACUGAAGCUUGAGCUUUCACAGUAGUGGCGCUAUCUUCUUUCUUUAUACCAUGUUCACUCACGUAUCUCUCGAGCAAAGGUUUGUAGAUAUAUACACCGCUCGUAACUCCGACCAAAGUAACUAAAAAUAACUGAUGUAAAGGCAUUCUUCCGAUGCUUCUUAUGAAAGAAAGCACCAUUUUAGGGUGAGAUCUUUAGCUAGGGUCUGUCAAAAACCAUCAGGCGUUACUCGUUAGCGAUAGAGUUAAGACUGGGCUCCCCACUGUACAGAUGCCUUGUUGAAUUUGAUGGCUAAGGUGGAAAUGGAGGUCGAAGAAAUCGGAGGACCUGAGCUAACAAGAAGAAAACGGACUCAAAUGGGUAAGGAAUCAGAGAGGCCAUCUUCCAUCGACCAGGGAGAAGUCGCUUUGGUAUCUUCAAAUGUUAUUUACCGGUCAGACAAUUGGCUGUUUCCAGCAUUACUCUUGUUCAGGAUCAUUAAUGCCUUGGUAAUCAAGACAUUUUUCGUCCCUGAUGAAUUUUGGCAAGGGCCUGAAGUUGCCCAUAGAGUUGUAUUUGGAUAUGGAUACUUGACAUGGGAAUGGAAAGAGGGCCUUAGAGGCUGGACUUUUCCUCUGAUCUUUGCAACAAGUUACAAGCUCUUGGCCUUAUUUGGCAUUGAUACCGCUAAGUUCCUUGUUGUUCUUCCCAGGGUGAUGCAGGCAUGUUUUGCAUCGUUCGGCGACUUGUUUUUGUACAAAUUAGCAGCAAAGAGGUUCGAUCUACAAACUGCGAGAUGGACACUCAUUUGCUACUUGAUCUCGUGGUUUACACUUUACUGCGUGACUAGGACGCUGACAAAUUCAUUGGAAACCGUACUAACAACAAUGGCUCUUUAUUACUGGCCUUGCGGUGGCCAAAAAGAUGGCAUUAAACAAACUUUCAAAUCUCUCUCUGUUGCGGCGAUUUCUUGUAUCAUCAGACCAACAGCUGCAGUCAUGUGGAUUCCACUGUGUGCUUUUUAUUUAUUUUCAUUGCCCGACAAAUUAUCAUUUAUCGUUAGCUGUAUUUCUCCUAUUGGAUGUCUGGCAAUUUUAUGGUCCCUCAUUGUCAACAGUUGGUGUUGUGGCAAGUGGACACUGGUGGAACUCAACUUUGUCAAAUUUAAUGUCAUUACUGAUAUGGGAACAUUUUAUGGAAGUCAUCCAUGGCACUGGUAUUUUACUCAAGGAUUUCCUGCUGUGAUGUUUACACACUUGAUUCCAUUUUUUGGUGGUGUUUACAAAGCUUCCCAAAAGCAGCAAACCUUGGCUUUGCUAAUCUUGUGGAGCAUCAUCGUCUACAGUUUCUUGGGACACAAGGAAUUUAGGUUCAUUUUUCCUGUGGUCCCUUUGGCCAUGUGCUACUGUGGGUUCUUUCUAAGCUUCCUUUCUGGAUAUCAAUGUGAGAAAAAGGAUCAUGCAUUUGAAGAUGGUUUUUCAAGGAAGGUGAAAUCUGGCUGGAAAGCAAAGAUGAUGGUACUAUUUUUAGUACUAACAAGUAUUCCAUUGGCCAUAUACACCAGCACUGUUCACCAAAAGGGAACAAUUGAUGUGAUGGAGUACAUUCAAAGCGAAAGCUCCAAACUGAGAAACACUAAUGACAUGUCUGUAUUAUUUCUGAUGCCAUGCCAUUCAACGCCAUUUUAUAGUUUUGUGCACAGAAACAUAAGCAUGAGGUUUUUAGAAUGUCCCCCAAGUGCAGAGCCAGGAUAUAUUGAUGAAGCUGAUCAGUUUUACAGACAUCCCACAUCAUGGCUAUCAGAACAAUUCAGGGACCACAGAAUCCCCUCAGGUCACCAGGGUGAACCUCACCACCUUCCAUCACACCUUGUCCUGUUCAAUGUGCUUUUACAAAGUAUAUCAAAGUGGUUGGAGCAUUUUCAUUACAAAGAGGUGACCUCGUUUGACAACCAAACUAUAUGUAAUCUUAAAUUUCUGAUACUUGCAUCAUACUUAUUUGCCAGCUAUGUAGUAUUUCAUAGAUAUCCCUUCCUAUUCCACAUCACAUAGCCCUCAACAAGAGUCCUUGAUUAGAAUAAAUAGUUAAAAAGCUUUCUGAAAAAAAAAUUAAGUAAAUGUAAUAGUAAUCAACAUUUAUAAAGUUUAUCUUGCUUAAUCAGCAUUCUGAAAACUGUAUUGUUUCUUUUUGUUAAGUUGACAUUUCUUGUUAUGAUGAAACAUAAUGUCAUAUGUUGUGCAUGAUCUUUAAAUCUUUGUGGCCCUUUUUUUUUUUUUUUGCAAAAAGUACACCCUUGAAGUGAAAGACUCAUUUGAAGCAGUCAAUCCUGAAUGAAAUGCCACUGUUACGA